Molecule: messenger RNA, 1086 nt
Organism: Cyclocybe aegerita
Lineage: Eukaryota; Fungi; Basidiomycota; Agaricomycetes; Agaricales; Hemipholiotaceae
Source: the annotation of a GenBank genome assembly
AUGACCACCACCAACUUUCCCCCUCUCAAAAACGACCUUCUGCUCCGUGCUGCGCGAGGAGAGCAGACAGAACACGCGCCCGUCUGGGUUAUGCGACAAGCAGGCCGCUAUCUCCCUGAAUUCCGGAAAGUUCGCGAAUCGCAUGAGUUCUUCGAAGUGUGCCGCACCCCAGCUCUAGCGACAGAGAUCACCCUGCAGCCGAUCCGAAGGUAUUCAGGACUCCUCGAUGCAUCAAUCAUCUUCAGCGACAUCCUCGUUGUCCCGCAGGCCAUGGGAAUGGAGGUGAUCAUGAACCCGGGUCCUCAUUUCCCCGAUCCGUUGAACACUCCGGAAGACGUGAAAAGGCUAAAGGGAGUCGUAGAUAUUGAUAAAGAGCUCGGCUAUGUCUUCCAGGCGAUUACCCAAACAAGGACGGAACUGAACGGCGAGGUUCCCUUGAUUGGAUUUUGUGGCGCACCGUGGACUCUUUUCGCGUACAUGAUCGAAGGCGGAGGGAGCAAGACGUUCCAGAAGGCCAAAACCUGGUUAUUCAAAUAUCCCGAAGAGUCAAAGGCUCUCCUACUGAGGAUCGCUGAUGUCUGCGUCGACUUCUUGGUCGGUCAGGUUAAGGCUGGGGCCCAGCUCUUACAAGUCUUCGAUUCAUGGGCUGGAGAGUUGUCACCUUACGACUUUGACCAAUUCUCGUUCCCGACCUUGAAGCAUAUCUCCAUCAACGUUCGACGCCGACUAGCGGAAGAGAAUCUCCCAGCAACGCCAAUGACGGUAUUUGCCAAAGGAGCAAACUAUGCUCUCGCGUCCAUCGCUGCGAACGGCGGUUACGAUGUGGUCGGACUUGACUGGUGCAUCGAUCCAGCUGAGGCAAGACGUAUUGUCGGUGACAAUGUCGCCUUGCAAGGAAACAUGGAUCCGGGCGUUCUGUACGGCGGACGAGAUGCUAUUGAAGCUGCAGUCAAGAGGAUGAGCCAAGGGUUUAGAGCGGGCAAAGGGGGAUGGAUAGCGAACCUAGGACACGGAAUCGCUCCAGGAGUCGAUCCUAAAGACAUGCGUUGGUUCCUUGAAUGUGUUCACAAAUAUUCUGCGCUGUAA